CGCUCUAUCCCGUGUUGUUCUUGGUUUCUAUGGCUGUGGGCAGGUGACGUCAUCCGGAGUCAGGCUGCAUAGUCACUGCCGGGUGUUGUGCGCAAUCAGCGACGGUCCUGCGAAGAACCCGCCGAGAGCGGCCUACAUGAUUGCUACUGCGGUUCUUGCUUUCACAUUCGCCUGCACUAGUCAGUGAUGGAAUCGGAGGCCAAGGACGGCGACGAGGAGAACCUUCAAAGCGCUUUUAAGAAACUGCGCGUGGAUGCAGAAGGGGGCACGGCAUCUCUUUCUGCUGCCGCCGAUGGCUGCACUACACGGGCAUCUGGAAGGCCUUCAUUGGAAGACACCAAGCCAAAAGUGUUCGGCUGCUUAAAGGAUAGCUGGCAUGGAUCAACCAGAAAAACUACACGAGGAGCCACCAGAACACCUCGCAGGCGACGCUCCAAAUCUCCGGUCCUCCACCCGCCAAAGUUUACACACUGCAGCGCAAAGACGUCUUGCAACACUCAGCUAAAGCACAAGACUCUCUGCGACGCUUCAGACGGAGGACCCGCCAUCAGUCGUUCUGCCACCAGCGAUCCACCAAGCACUACUCUCAAAGGCAAUGGCUACAGGAGAUUUGGCCUUGAGCCUUCUGGGUUAUCUUCAUCAGAGACUUCCACCCAGAUACCAGUUUCCCUGGAUCCCGGGACAAGCUCCAAGGCCGGCUUCCCUUCAGAUUUCCAGUCUGUGUCGAAGCUCAGCGCCGCCACAAAAUGUACUUGCAACGGUAAAGAUUGCCAGUGUGACAACUGGCAAAACAUGGAAGUCUAUUCCUUCUCGGGCUUGCGAGACAUGCUCACGGAGUGCGAGAAGACCGUGAAGGAGGAGUUCUCUGCAGCCAUUGGGAGAUUUUCUCGCGCUCUCUGUAGAAUUUGA
Messenger RNA from Nanorana parkeri, 909 nucleotides. RefSeq names its product oxidative stress-responsive serine-rich protein 1-like. The record is from RefSeq and is a predicted model, not a curated record. Gene Ontology annotation, biological process: cellular response to hydrogen peroxide. Bases 187 to 909 code for a protein of 240 amino acids. Lineage: Eukaryota; Metazoa; Chordata; Amphibia; Anura; Dicroglossidae. The transcript is spliced from 4 exons.